Molecule: messenger RNA, 3314 nt
Organism: Daucus carota subsp. sativus
Lineage: Eukaryota; Viridiplantae; Streptophyta; Magnoliopsida; Apiales; Apiaceae
Exons: 13
Coding region: 143-2713 (856 amino acids)
Biological process (GO): mRNA processing; regulation of mRNA splicing, via spliceosome
Cellular component (GO): spliceosomal complex
Molecular function (GO): RNA binding
Source: RefSeq, a predicted model, not a curated record
AUCCGCUCUUCUGAGACGGGGCCGCGUGUGUAUAUAUAAGACCCAAGCACCCUUUCCCCACUCUGAAUUUUCACUCGAAAUAUCCCCUCUUAUUUCUAUCAUAUCAUACUGCUCGUAUCUGUUUCCGCAAAACCCUAGAAAAAUGUCCGGCGGGUUCUUCCGGGGCACGUCGGCCGAUCAGGACACUCGGUUCUCCAACAAGCAAGCUAAGCUCAUGAAGUCGCAGAAGUUUGCUCCUGAAUUGGAUAAUUUGGUGGAUAUAACGAAAGUGAAGAUGGAUGUUAUGAAGCCAUGGAUUGCUAAUCGAGCCACGGAGCUGCUGGGGUUUGAGGAUGAAGUGCUUAUUAAUUUUAUUUAUGGGCUUUUGGAAGGGAAGGUUGUUAACGGGAAGGAAAUACAAAUUCAGUUGACGGGGUUUAUGGAAAAGAAUACUGGUAAGUUUAUGAAAGAGCUUUGGACCCUCCUUCUCAGUGCAGAGAAGACUGCAAGUGGUGUUCCUCAACAAUUUUUAGAUGCGAAAGAAGAGGAAGUUAAGAAGAAGAAGGCGGAGUCAGACUGGGAAAUACAAGAACUUCAGAAAAGGAAAGAGAAGGAGGCUCGGGAACGUGAGCAGGAGAAAAUGGAUAAGAUGGACGGCAAGGUUGACAACUUUGUGAGAGCUGAUAAUGAUGCAUUGAACACAACCUCGAGGCAGCGUCAGCCUAGGGACUCCAGUUCAAGGCUGUCAGCAGAUGAAAAGGAGGCAAAUGGGAGGAACGGUUUUAGGGGAAGAAUCAGGGGGACACCUUCAAGGUCAAAUAGCGGGUCUUUUUCUAAUUCUAGGAGUCGCUCAGAUGACAGGCACAGGUCUAGGAGCAUAUCAGGACCUCCUAGCAACAGACGUUCUGAUUCUGCUGAAGCUGUGCGUCGCUCUCCAGGGGGCCACUCCCCACCACCUGAUCGCAGGGUUUCACCUCAGCGAUCUCCAAGGCGAAGAACUUCUCACUAUAAGGAAAGAUCUAUCUCCCCUUUAGGUCGCAGAUCAGUUUCACCUAUAGGACGUCAGCGGCGCAGAUCACGAUCUCCUGUGCGGCGCAGAUCACGAUCUCCUUUGCGACGCAGGUCACCAGUGCGCUACAGAUCACGUUCUCCUAUUCGACGUCGUUCUCGUUCUCCUAUUCGGCGUCGUUCUCGUUCUCCUUUACGACAUCGUUCUCGUUCACCUGUCCGGCGUCGUUCUCGUUCACCUGUCCGGCGUCGUUCUCGUUCUCCUGUCCGACGACGUUCUCGUUCUCCUGUUCGGCGUCGUUCUCGUUCUCCUGUCAGGCGUCGUUCUCCUGUCCGGCGUCUGUCUCGUUCUCCUGUCCGGCGUCUAUCUCGUUCUCCUCUGCGGCGUCUGUCUCGUUCGCCGCUGCGACGUCGGUCUCGUUCACCUAUCCGGCGGCGGUCUCGUUCGCCUAUCCGGCGUCGGUCUCGUUCGCCUAUCCGACGUCGUAGGUCUCCUUCUCCUGUACAGAGCCGAUCACCUUCUCCUGUAAGAAGUCGAUCAGCUUCACUUUCCCCUGUACGACGUCGAUCCCCUUUAAGACGACGUCGAAGAUCUUCCUCCAGUCCAAGUCACAUGUCUCCUUCUCCAGUUCAGCGCAAGCUACCUACCCAAAGGAGAUCAGCGACUCCUGUUUCUCUGUCUUCUUCACCUCAAGAGUUGAGUCCUCAUUCUCCUGUUCGCCAGGCUCCGAGUUUACGACGUAGGAGAUCACCGGAACAUCAGAGAUCCCCUGUGGAACCUCUGCAAAACAGAAGCAGAACCCAGGAGCAGUCUUCUCCUGUUCGUCGAACAACUCCAAGAGAGGUUGCUGGACGUUCUCCUGAGACAGGUAAAGGAAGCACUUUGGAGAGCCGAGCUCAUACAUUGUCCCAGAGAGGUCGAAGUGGUCGGAAUAUCUCGCAUCGAGGAGUGUUGUCUUCGUCUCCUCCGCUGUAUUCAUCAUCUGGCUCAGAAUCACCUCCACCUUCUAGAAUGAAGAGUCUUAGCGGAGACAAGAGUAGUCCGCUCGUGAGUCCUCAAAGGGAACCAGUCAUCAGACUUAGUCCUCCGCGGAAAGCAAAAGUGCAUACAAAUAUUCCUGUAAGUCAAAAGGGGGAAGAGGAUAUGCUUUCUAGCGAGUCUGAAGAUACAAAAAGGAAAGCUUCUGGGAAAAAGAUGACGCAUUUAUCAACACCUGAUGAACUUAAACUUUCAGCUCCGAGCAGAAUGGCGAGAACAGUUGAAGAGAGGAAGAGUAAAGGCUCGGAUGAUUCUGACUAUGGUGCUACUGAAAAGCUUAGAGCUGAAGGUUGUGAAAAGAGAAAGCACAAAAAAUCUAAAAGGCAAGACUCAGAUGACGGUAAUAGCUCUGAUUCUCAACUAGAAGGGAGGAAGGAGGCUAAGAAAAGAAGGAAGGAGGAUAAAAAACUGCGGAGAGAAGAGCGACGUAGGCGACGGGAGGAACGGCGUCGCAGAAAGGAGAAAAGGCGUGCAGAAAAGAUAAAAUCGAAAGCAGGGGGCACUGUUUCUCCACCCUCAGAUUUUCAGGAAAAUCAACAGGGCUACACUUCUGAUGGUGGACGUGCAUCGAAAAGGGAUUCACGCUUUGUAGACAGUGAAGAGCAGUCUGAGCAAAAGAAACUAGAAAUUGCACUCCGUGAAAAGGCUAUUGAAACGCUCAGAGCUAAAAAGGGCGCUGGGCAUUAAAUUCGUUUCCCCUUUAAAGAUAUUCAAAAUUUUCUGUUUUUCUUGAAAUCUGCAGUUAUACUCUUUCAAGUUUGGAUGUUAUAUUAGAACUUCACAUUUAAUGGUUUGAAUGAGUGUAUUACUGAUACAUGUUUAAUUUAGCCUAUGUUUACUGCUGACAGCUGAAUGGAUAAAUGAGGAUUUCCUGAGCUAUGUGUCUUGAGUGCAUCUUUAUGCUGACCUUCCUGCUAGAUUUUCUGAUGAAAGUUGUUUUCAACUAGAUGACUUGGUUGGGCAGAUCUUGUGCAGAUCCAUGUUUUGUGCCUCAAAUCAGGGUGAUCAGGAAUGGCCAAGCAAUAUAAUUAAUUGAAUAUGGGCGAAAGGUGAUCCGAACCGAGAGUUUGGUUUGUUGUUUUGUGUUAAGCACCCAGUUACAUUACAGCCUGCUUGUUGGAUCUUUAAUAUGGAUGUCAUAGUGUUACCUGGUUUAGAAUAGCACAUAUUGGGUAGUUCAUAUUAGUUUGUAUAAAUGUUGUAGGUCAUGUGGUGUUGAUCUGUCAGACUUAUUCUAUGUAUUCUUACCUCAUGAUAUUUGGGUAUGCUAAUCUUACAUUUAGAGUAA